Molecule: messenger RNA, 516 nt
Organism: Penicillium odoratum
Lineage: Eukaryota; Fungi; Ascomycota; Eurotiomycetes; Eurotiales; Aspergillaceae
Product: ankyrin repeat-containing protein ANK1
Exons: 3
Coding region: 1-516 (171 amino acids)
Molecular function (GO): protein binding
Source: RefSeq, a predicted model, not a curated record
AUGGCCGACGACGAAGGUGCUUCCCCCCGCGAGCUGGUUGUCGAGGCUUGUCGCCGAAACAAUCAAGACCUGAUCGAACAGAUUCUCGAUGGUAUGAACGAGAAGACAAAUGAGGAGGUCGCAGAAUUCUUCAACAAUGUGACGGAUGCCUUGGGGAACCACGCAUUGCACAUUUGCGCUUUAUACGGAAGCUACGAGGUUAUGGAUGCCUUGUUCGACAUUCAGUACUUCGAGUGCGACCCCCUGACCCGCUUGGACAAAGACACACCGCUACACAUUGCCGUACGUUACGCCAACGACAAGGACUCGCAGGUGGGCGAGGAGAUGAUUAAUAUGAUGUGUGAGGCUGGUUGUGAUCCCCGGGUGCGGAAUAAGCAUGGUCAAAAACCUGCAGACUUGGUCUUCAACAAGCCUGAGAUCAAGCAGACCUUGCAAAAGGCGGAGUAUAUUAUGGCGGAGGGUAUUCAAGAUGAAACCAUGGGCUCGGAUAAUGAUAUGGCCAGUGACAGCGAAUAG